AAUUUAUUUUCUGUUAUAAAGCAAUAUGUGGAUUGAAAAUCAAUAAAAUAUAUAUUUCCUGAUGCAUUAUUAGAAUACAUGUAUUGUAUUAUAUACACUGUGUAAUUUAUCUUUGUUUCAUUUCUGUACUCCAGUCCAGCAGGUGACAUGUGAGCAGAUGUGUGAGGAGGAACUACAAGCGCAAUUCGAUAGCCGGGGAAGAUAUUUGGUGAUGCACACACGGUACCACGUGAGCUAAUCGAGCAUUCAGUCAUCGAGUAACAGAAAUAGCAGCUAGCUAUAACUACAGUCUUUGGACAAAUACAGCACCCGGCCCAAGUAAAUAACAUUUUUGGAAGGACUAUUCUCCGACCAUGCCGACUGACACAAAAAGGGUACGUGGCCCAGAAGUGUCUCAAAGUCCAUCUCUCUUUCUGUGUAAAACCGCGGUAAAGAAGUCCACCGCUUCGAACGACGCCAGGGUAGAUGGCAGGCAGCGUGGUCAAGUGGAUGUCCGUUCAGUUUUUGUCCGAUGUGGGCUGAUCAGUCAAGCCAAAGGUUCAGCUUACAUUGAAGCUGGGAACACGAAGCUCAUCUGCUGUGUUUAUGGUCCCAGAGAGACUGAGCGUAAGGAUGAGACGGAUAUGAAAUCCGGAAGACUGAUUACUGACAUGAGAUUUGCCCCAUUCUCUUGUCGAGAGAGAGGCUCGUGGAUUCAAGGUAGUGAUGAAAAGGAUCUGUCACUGAUGCUGUUGGAGAGCCUGAGGCCAGGAGUGUGCUUGCACAAGUAUCCUCGCUCUCAGAUUGAAGUCAAUGUGAUGGUCCUUGAAAACGACGGCUCCGUCCUGGCACAUGCAGUCACCUGUGCGUCCAUGGCACUGGCGGACGCAGGUAUAGAGAUGUACGAUCUGGUUCUUGGAUGCGCAGUCCGUCAGGAAGGUGCCACAUACCUCAUCGACCCUACCAUUCUAGAGGAAAAUGGUUUCAACUUGGCCUCAGGAUCCAGGGAGAAUUUGGGAAGCCUGACAGUUGCAUUUCUGCCAAGUCUGAACCAGAUUUCUGGACUACAAUCGGAUGGCGAGAUGGGCGUGGACACCCUGACUGGGGGUGUGCGCACAUGCAUUGAGGGGUGUUUCAAACUGUACCCUGUCAUUCAGCAAGCACUGUCCAAGGCCGUGCGAAGAAAAGCACCACCAUCAGAGAGCUGAGAGACUGAAAAAUGUGUUGCAUGAUGAUCUCUAGCCUAGGCAGCUGAUCGUCUAGGUUUGAUGUCCAUUCCCGGUAUUACACUCGUGUCCACCGUGGACCGGCUCGUACAUAAAGCAUUCUCCAUUCAGGCUGCAAAAGCAUCAUUUUCCUCAACUAGUUUAAUGGUGAAAAGGCCAUUUUCCACCACCAUUUUCGGAUUUCCGGACAAAUUACGGUGUUGCACACCUUUGGCUGAACGCAGUGUGCAACAUUGUACUUUGUCAGAAAAUGGUGGUGGAAAAUGGUGUUGCAUAAAGAAAGUACGCAUAUUUCCCCCGUUUUUGUUUUCAAACUUCUCGCCAUUAAAGCUAGUUAAGGAGGAAAAUGAUGCCUUUGCAGGCUGAAUGGAGGAUGCUUUAUGUACGAGUGUAUUACCGGGAAUGCACAUCAAGCCUAGACAAUAGUGCAAAUCUAGCACACAAUCGGCUGCCUAGGCUAGAUGAAAAAAUAAGCUUUGUAAAAAUAAGAAAAAGGCAGUCAUAACAUUUGUCAAUUUUUACUGUUUGUUUUGACACGUCAGACUCCAUGCAUACAUUUUAAAAUAAAUCAUUUAUUAAAGUAAGACAUAUUUCA
Molecule: messenger RNA, 1800 nt
Organism: Coregonus clupeaformis (lake whitefish)
Lineage: Eukaryota; Metazoa; Chordata; Actinopteri; Salmoniformes; Salmonidae
Gene: exosc6
Product: exosome component 6
Exons: 1
Coding region: 354-1187 (277 amino acids)
Biological process (GO): U4 snRNA 3'-end processing; poly(A)-dependent snoRNA 3'-end processing; rRNA catabolic process
Cellular component (GO): nuclear exosome (RNase complex); cytoplasmic exosome (RNase complex); nucleolus
Source: RefSeq, a predicted model, not a curated record